Molecule: messenger RNA, 1543 nt
Organism: Saccostrea cuccullata (small rock oyster)
Lineage: Eukaryota; Metazoa; Mollusca; Bivalvia; Ostreida; Ostreidae
Product: acetylcholine receptor subunit alpha-like
Exons: 1
Coding region: 105-1379 (424 amino acids)
Biological process (GO): chemical synaptic transmission; signal transduction; regulation of membrane potential
Cellular component (GO): neuron projection; plasma membrane; synapse
Molecular function (GO): transmitter-gated monoatomic ion channel activity involved in regulation of postsynaptic membrane potential; excitatory extracellular ligand-gated monoatomic ion channel activity; transmembrane signaling receptor activity
Source: RefSeq, a predicted model, not a curated record
UUGUAUUAUUUGAGUCGCUUACCGCAUGUUAACUCAUUUGGAGAGAAACGUUGAUAAAAAGGAAGUUUAAACUUUAUUUUCUUAUUUUUGUGAGUUGUUAGUAAAUGUAUUUGGAUUUACAACAGCAUCGAGAGCUCAAUCUGACAGAGACUGUGUCUACAUUUAGUAAUAAACUACAAAACGUUCUUAGCAUAAUGGAUAUUAUCAAAAUUUUUCUUGUAAUUCAACCAAUGUUCACUGGAACUUUUUCUGAUUUGAUUGAAGACCAUCUUUUCAAAAAUUAUUCUACUUUUGUAAAACCUCGACGAAAUCAGAGCGAACUUGUUGAAGUAAACGUUUCAAUGAUAAUCAAAACUGUUCUCAAAGUGGAUGAAAGAUUUCAGUAUAUCUCAUUUUUUGGAUGGUUCAAUGUUCAAUGGAAGGACGAAUAUCUGACAUGGGAUGAAAAUAAACAUCCGGGGAUAAAAAGAAUCAACGUUCCCUAUCAAAGAGUUUGGAUACCAGAUAUAUCCUUGUAUUACUCCGAAGAACAUAUCCAUAACCUUGGAGCACAUCCAUUUGUAUCCAUCACUUCUCAAGGUCAAGUGACUUGGUUUCCAGGGGCAAAAUAUACGGUGCAGUGUCAUUUGCUUGUGAAAAAGUUUCCGUUUGAUGAACAGAAAUGUAGCAUGGUAGUUGGGGCAUGGCAGACAACCGACUGGAUGCAGAAAAUUAUUCCCCGUACAAGGUCGGACAAUAAUGUCAAAAACAUAACAAAAAAUGGUGAAUGGGAGUUCAAAAGAUUUACCCACACUGUCAUCCAUAACUCUGAGUUUGACUUAACUCAAAUUGUUUACACGCUGGAAUUCCAGAGAAGGUAUCAGUACUUUAUAUUGAGCACGGUUAUGCCUGUAAUUAUUCUUGCCAUGAUGAAUUCUCUGACAUUUCUAAUUCCGGUAGAAUCUGGAGAGAGAAUGGCGUACUGUUUGACUCUGUUCCUAACUUUUACUGUAUUUUUGACCCUAUUUGAUCAAACAAUGCCGCGAAAUUCCACGGAUGUUCCGUACAUAACUGUUUUCGUUGCGUUUCAUCUGUUCCUAUGUUCAAUUUCGACUAUAGUUUCCCUCAUUACAAUCAAAGUAAAAACCGCAUCCGAAACGGAAAUAGUGCCUACGUCAUCAUCAGAAAAUGUCGUUGAAUUUUUACCCUCUAAUGUGGAAAUGAGAAAUAAUAACUGUAAACGUAUUACUAGCAUCAGGAAGGAAAGUCUGCACUGUACAUCAUCGAAAGUGUUUUGCACAUCUGUAAUAUUGCGCAAAAUUGACUCCAUUAUGCUUGUGAUGACUUUCUUAAUUCUUGGUUUAUCUACAUUUGUUCUGAUUGUUUGUUAUUUAAACUAGAAAGAGUAAAUUUGAAAAGUCUAAUAUCUUCAGAUCAAAACCAAUAACUUAUGGGCUUAAGCCUACAGACCAAACCAAAUAUCUCAAGAUCACAUCUAUGCAACAAGAGUCGGGGCAUUAAAAGAUUCGUAUUUCAAGGAAUACCAUUUAAAAUAGUAGAAAUA